AUGGUGAAUCUUUCUCUCCUCGCAGCCAGCUUCGGCGCGGCCACUGUGCUCGCCACCCCCCUCCCGGGCCCCCAGACCCAAACGCAGAACACCAUCAACCCGCGCCAGGGCGGCUACUACUUCCAGAACUGGUCCGAGGGCGGCAGCAACAUCCAGUGCAACAACGGCCAGGGGGCGUCGUACACGGCCAACUGGAACAGCCAGGGUGGCUUUGUCUGCGGCAAGGGCUGGAGCUAUGGCGGUGAACGCACCAUUACCUACUCCGGCACGUACAACGCGACGGGCCCGGGCUACCUCGCCGUCUACGGCUGGACGCGCAACCCCCUGAUUGAAUACUACAUCAUCGAAUCGCACGCCGACCUAGCCCCCAACGAGCCCUGGACGCUUCUCGGCGAGUUCAGCAGCGAAGAAGGCGACUACGAAUUGUAUAGCGCCACUCGCGUGAACAAGCCAUCGAUCGAGGGCACGCGCACGUUCCAGCAGUUCUGGUCUGUGCGUAAGGAGCAGCGGGUUGGUGGGACUGUGACUACCAAGACGCACUUUGAUGAGUGGGCCAAGGUUGGUUUGAGGUUGGGGAGCCAUGAUUAUUCGAUUAUUGCUACGGAGGGGUAUACGGCGAAUGGUGGGCCGGGAAGCGCUGGGUCGUCGUCGAUUAACGUGGGUUAA
Molecule: messenger RNA, 666 nt
Organism: Dichotomopilus funicola
Lineage: Eukaryota; Fungi; Ascomycota; Sordariomycetes; Sordariales; Chaetomiaceae
Product: concanavalin A-like lectin/glucanase domain-containing protein
Exons: 2
Coding region: 1-666 (221 amino acids)
Biological process (GO): xylan catabolic process
Molecular function (GO): hydrolase activity, hydrolyzing O-glycosyl compounds
Source: RefSeq, a predicted model, not a curated record